Messenger RNA from Astyanax mexicanus (Mexican tetra), 10367 nucleotides. RefSeq names its product lysine (K)-specific methyltransferase 2Ba (gene kmt2ba). Gene Ontology annotation, molecular function: protein binding; histone H3K4 methyltransferase activity; DNA binding. Lineage: Eukaryota; Metazoa; Chordata; Actinopteri; Characiformes; Acestrorhamphidae. The record is from RefSeq and is a predicted model, not a curated record. The transcript is spliced from 38 exons. The coding region runs from base 46 to 8919 and encodes 2957 amino acids. Gene Ontology annotation, cellular component: histone methyltransferase complex; nucleus. Gene Ontology annotation, biological process: positive regulation of DNA-templated transcription.
CCUCCCCAAAGCGCAGCACCGCCGUUGUUGUUGUGGAAGAUAAUAAUGGCGGCAGCUGGAGGCGGAUUACCAGCCUCGGCUGUCGUUGCAGGCGCGAACCCGUGGGCCGCGGCGCGCUGGCGUUUCCCGGGCCGGCCAUGGUCGUCUCGGAGUCAGGUGAAAAGGGAGAAGCGGCUGCGGGUGGGCCGGCUGGGGGCCGAGGACGCCGCGGCUCUGUCCGGCGGCCCGAGGCCCGUCAACGUCGGCGCUGCGCUUCGGGAAGACCCGUGCCUGCUGUGCAUGCUCGGACUGGCUGAUAAACUCGAGCGGCAGAAUGAGGCCGGGUUCUGCUCCAGCGACAGCGACGAGGAUCACACUGGUACAAAUCUCAUGGAGGAUAUUUGCCCAAGAGGAAUGAAUAUACAUAAGAUUCCAGUGAUCUGCCUUACUGACAUCUUCAAGGGGGAGAGAGUUUUCACAGGCUUUCAGGCAGAUCGUCGGUGGUCCUUGCGGGCUGGACAAGGCAGUCUAUAUAAAUCCCCUACAGCACCAUCGAAAAAGAAGUUACCUCAGGCUCUUGUACCACCUGAAAGUGAUCAGAAUGCCACCACUGUGGAAACUGCUGAGCUUGGAAGGAAAAGUGGUAAAGGUCUCAGAACUGAGCGCAAUACUGGGAGGCCCAAGCUGUUUGUUAAACUAGGCAGCAAAAAGGUGACCAAGAACAGUGCAUCAGUUAGGCAUCAGUUGAAGGCUCCUCCGGACAUGUUUGGAGGGCGAGCAUCUCAGAAGGAGGAAGGACAUUUGUAUUCCCUUCAAGACGAAAAUAACGGUGUAGAAGAUGAACUGCUCGAUGCAUCUUCUGCUGAUGAAGGAACAGCGGCAGCUCUCAGAGAGGAAGAAAAGGGAAGGAGGCAAGGUUAUAAUGUCAUGCCAGGAAGACAAAGGAGGAGGCGGAGGAAAGUUUUAUGGACUUUGUCUAUGGUUAAGGGGAGGGGAAAAACUUCCCAAAGCACCGAUAGAAGAUAUACAGAGAACAGAAAGAUUAAGGAUGCACUGACUACUGAUGAAGAUGUUUCUAUGUCUCCCAAAAUUGCUAGAAAACGAAGAAAACUCCACAAGGUCACGAGUGCCUCCCUAGAAGCAGGGACUGAUUCAGGACAGAAACAUGCAGGUUCAGCUAAUGGAGGUGCUGGGACAUCGUUGGGAAAUGCCUCUAAAAAACAACACUUUGGCUUUAGGCGGCGCAAGUCUAUAUUUGGUUAUCGAAAGAAGUCGUUAGAGCGGGAAAUGCGGAAGACCCAUGAACCUCAGCAACCUUCUGAAGUUAAGAUCCGUAGAAAAAGAAUUCGUCAUGUCUACUACACCUACGAAGCAGUGGGCUUCCCAGUGAAACAAGAUCAUCACGAGGAGCUGCCCAAAAAAUCAGAGAACACAGAUGUGCCAAUUCAACCAGGUCUCAAUCAAGGCUGUGUGGUUAGUGCUCGGUCAUCUAGGGUGAUCAGGGCACCCAAAAGGUUCAUGGAUGAAGAAAGCUUGCCUGGACGGCGUGUGAAAAAACCUGAUCAAAUGCAGGGCUCACCAAAUGAGCCUGGCUUUGAAUCAAAGCAAACUGAGAUUCCUCAGUCCCAAAGCAAAGACUUCAAAAGAAAGCGAAGGAGCAAAAAAAUGCAGAACCUUGAUGAUGGCAAAGCUACCACUGACGAAAAGAUCAAGUCUCAGGAAGGAAAACGCAGACGUUCCUCAGGACUCCAAGAUGCCCCUCGUAAGAAGGUGGGGAGGUUGGCUUACGAUUCCACCCAUCUUAAAAUUUACGAGAGGCUGAAGAAGCUCACCACGAGCUUGGCUCUGCGAAGGCAAAAGCGGAUGGCCAGUUCCACAAAUGAUAGUGAAAAACUAGAAGAGGAACCUCAGGAUGCAAGACGACCCACAGGUUCUGAAAAUGUAGUAAGAAGAAGGACCACUGAUAUAAAGAUAGAGGAUGUGAACUCUCCAGGAAUAGUACGAAAAGUAGCUGUACAUAUUGAUGAUACAGCGAGUCACCCAGUACCUUCCUCUGCUGAUCAAGGUGAAGGUGUGGCCAAAGUAAUCGCAGAGAUUACGAACCUUGAGGACAUCGAUGUUCAAAGCCUGGAUGUGAAGACUUCUCAGGGUUUGUUUGGGCAGGUCAGUCCCAUUCAAAGAAUCAACCUCUCUGGUGCCAACAAGAAGAUGCUCCACUUGUUGAAGAAGGCCAAGGUCCAGCUGAUUAAAAUCGACCAGCAGAAACAGCUAAAGUCUGCUCAGCUGUUGUCUGGUGUGGGAGUUGGGGAUGGUGCCAUACGAGGUGUGCAGAGGAGGAGAAAAAGAAUGGGCAAGGUGAAUGCACAAUCGAUUUCUCAGGGGCAGACAGUAGGAGGUCCGAGGAUAAAACACGUGUGUCGGGCAGCAGCAGUAGCACUGGGUCAGCCUCGUGCCAUGGUGCCAGACGAUAUCCCCAGACUCAGCGCUCUGCCUCUGCACGAGAGGGAGGGCAUUGCACCGUUGCCGAAGACCGAGGAUCUAGGCUCUGGCUCAGAACCUGAGAGCAAUGGUUCUACCGAGCAAAAGUCAGUGCCCAGUAAAAAGUCGCUCAGUUUAAGGCAGAGACGCUGUUUACGCUGCAAGGGAUGCUGUCGAGAAGAAGACUGUGGAAAAUGUGUGUUCUGUCUGGAUAAACCGAAAUAUGGAGGGCCCAAUAAGAAACGCCAGAGCUGCAUCUAUAAGAAAUGUGUGAGGAUUGAAGACAAGAGAGUUAAGCGACUGAAAGUUCAGAUGAAGCGACGUUCGGCUUCAGAGUCACCUUUCCCUUGCAGCAGCGGAGAGGAAGAGGGCGAGCGAAGUGGUGCAAAAGAAGACGAGUCGAGCCAAGCGGACCCCACUAAUUACCUGAGCCCCACUAGGAAACAGCCUAAGCGACGGGUCACCCCCCGUUGCUACAGCAGCUUACUAGAGUCUGAUUCCACGGAAACGGAAGAACCCAGCGAGAAUGCAGGAAAGGAGCAGAGCAGUACGGUUGCAGCUAAUCAGUCUACUGGCGUGCCUGCUAAUGCUCAGUACGAGGUGCUGAAACCACGGAAGCCUGUCUUGCCACGAGGGUUGUGGGCCCGACGGCGAAUUGAUAAGAGCUCAGCGGAGCACACGCCGCCCAAUGUUCUCACAGCACUGGCCAACGGCUUUACCCAGCGGGAUCCGCACGCACGAGAACUGGUUCGCAAAAUCCGGGUGGACUUCAAGGAGGACUGCAGCCUUCAAAAUGUUUGGGCGAUGGGUGGACUAAGUAUUCUCACAUCUGUUCCAAUCACACCAGAGUGUGUGUGUCUUCUCUGUGCAAGCAAAGGCCAUCAUGAUAUGAUAUUUUGUCAGAUGUGCUGUGAGCCUUUCCAUCACUUCUGUCUUCCGGUGGAUGAUCGUCCACAGAAAGAGAACAAGGAAAACUGGUGUUGUAGACGCUGCAAGUUCUGCCAUGUCUGCGGCCGUAAAAGCAAACAUGGAAAGCCGGUUAUACAGUGUAGAAGGUGUUUGCACUGCUACCAUCCAUCCUGUUUAGGACCCACCUAUCCCAAACCAGUCAAGUCUAACGCAUCUUGGGUGUGCAUGAUGUGUAUUCGGUGCAAGAGCUGUGGGGUUACUCCUGGGAAGUCCUGGGACAUGGCCUGGAAUCAUGAGCUGAAUCUUUGUCCUGACUGCAGUAAACUCCAUGGUCAAGGCAACUUCUGCACAGUGUGUCUCAAGUGCUACCAGGAACAUGAAUUUGACAGCAAAAUGAUGCAGUGUGCUUCCUGUGCCCAUUGGGUGCAUCCUAAGUGUGAGGGACUUACAGAUGAUUUGUAUGAGAUACUCAGCAGAUUGCGGGGGAAGAGUGUGGUGUUCUGUUGUGCGGCCUGCAGUAAGAGCUACCCGAGUCGCUGGCAAGAGGUAGUACAGCAUGUGCUGAGGAAUGGUCUGGAGAAGGUCAUGACAGGCCUAAAGAUCUCCCCCACCACCAGCCACCUUCAGACCUGCUUCCAGUGUGAGACUCAACUACAUGAUGAAUGUAUAAAGGAAGGAAACACAGUCUGUGGUCUUCGUGCUGUGGACAGGAAGCUUGCAGAUGGCCAGUAUGCUUCACUGAAAAUGUUUCAUGAAGAUGUGGUAAGAUUGUUUGUAAAGAAGCUGCAUGAAGAACAGUGUCUUCCAGAGGAGCAGAGGCUUACUGCACAAGCCAGGAUCUGCUAUCUAAGGUUGCUGGAGCAGAAUUUCAAUUGGUUUGACAGUCAGGACCCCACAGCAUGGAAACCAGCUUUGAAAGAAUUCCCUAGUGGUAUGCUGCCAGAAGCCAUAAUUCCUCCCUCUGAUGAGCAUAGUUAUGCUCAGUGGCUGGACAAACAAGACAGGGCAAUUACCAGAGCAAAAGAGACUCAAGAAAAAAAAGGAGUACAGGGCACCACAGAUGCUCUGAAUGUCAACCACGGUGAUGCAGAUGAAAGACAGUGUUCUCUCUGUCAACUGCAUGGUGAUUCCAAACCCAGUGAGGCCGGCAGGCUGCUGUACCUGGGGCAAAAUGAGUGGGCUCAUGCAAACUGUUGCAUCUGGUCAGCUGAGGUGCAGGAGGUUAAAGGAGCACUGCUGCAUGUCCACAGUGCUGUAACCAGGGGCAGAUUUAUGCGCUGUGAGCGGUGUACCCAGGUGGGAGCAACAGUGGGUUGCUGUCUCUCAACUUGCCAGAGUAACUACCAUUUCAUGUGUGCUCGUGCCAGCCACUGCGUCUUUCAAAGCGACAAGAAGGUCUACUGUAACAAGCACCGUGACCUCAUCAAUAACAAGGUGGUGAAUGCAUUUGAGGUCCUCAGGCGGGUGUAUGUAGAUUUUGAGGGUAUUAGCCUUCGCAGGAAGUUUCUGACUGGCUUGGAACCGGAGUCUGUUAAUGUGAUGAUUGGCUCUUUACAGAUUAAUAAACUGGGUGUCCUGACAGAGCAGUCUGAAGUUGCAGGAAAUCUGUAUCCUGUGGGUUACCAGUGUACACGGUGGUAUUGGAGCACAGUGGAUCCAAGAAAACGAUGCCGGUACACUUGCAAAGUCACAGACGUGCAACCAUCACCAACAAGAGGUUACCAUUUAGCACAAAACCAGGGGGAGAACUGCACCAUAGCACAUAGCCCAAACCCUCAAGACUUCCCUAGUACACAGACUAGUCCUGUUGUUGACCAGCUGUCCAGUACCCCAUCUCCUAACUCCAAACUUGACUCAGCAUCAGAACCUAAAACUCCAAGGCACCCUCUAAACAGAAGACCAGCUGGUGGAACUUUUAAACCGUUGCCAUCCCCAGGGACUGCAAAUUCCACAACCCACCACAUCCUGACCAUUAGUGAUCUUGAUGACACUCGCCGGUCCAAGAGACUGUCUUUGCGGCGAAAUGCUUCUUCGCCCCAGAAGUCUCCCACUGGACCGGCGAAAGUGCGUUUAGGAGGCACUCCACACCCUAGAUCGCUUCCUUUUAGCUCGCCUGUUUCUCCUCUUGGUGCUACUGAGAAUCUGAUGAGCUCUCUGUCGCCUCGGCGAAAGGGACGUCCUCCUUCUUCCCCUUCUGGUGCUACCUCAGCGUAUUCCCCUCGGCAAGGAACAAUUGGGAGCAAUCCUUCAACUGCUUUCUUGUCUCCACGCCACUCUCCAGGGACUCAGCAACACUUCAGGAUAACGCCACAUGAGUUCGCGGAGGUACCUCAAGAUUUCUCUGCCUCUUUGGAGCCAGAAGAUGCUGCUGGAAUGCCGGAGGAGUGCAUCUCCACAACUGCGGUCAUUGCUGACGGCAGUGCCAUUCCACUGUCGUCUGAUCAGGAGUUGCUCUCCACUUCUUUUGACGCGGACACAGAUGUUGCAGUUGCCUCAGUGCUGAACGCAAAGCUGGAGUUUGAUGAGGCCCUGUUGAAUGAGAAUGUGGCACUGCACUGUGGACUGUACAGCAAUGUAGCAGAAGGGCCAGAAAUGAGAGAGAGCCAAGGAGCACUUGUUGAAGGAAACAGUUUGCUCGGCAGGAUUUCAGACGAAGAUGCCAGCCUAUACAGCGCCAGUGAAAAAGACUUGCCUGACCUUGCAGACCCUGACGGGCAGAUGGAGGUGGACUCGGUUGAUGGAGACUCUGACAAUUAUCUCAACUUCUCUCGCACAGUAGUGCUCUGUGAUUCUGUCAAGGACUCCAUCCAGGCAGGGCUAACUGUUCUUCCCACGUCGCAGUCCAUCUCUCAGCUUGAUGGAGCGGACAAGGAUUCAGAUAGUGAUGCAAGUGAAGCCGGUGGUGAGGACGAAACUCAGGAAGUAGGGAAUAGUUACCAUAAUCAGGAUACUGAGCCAUCAAUGGGCAUCUCCCAUAACUUCGGAAGCGAGAUAGUUUCCACGCCAGAAUCCUUUCCAAUUUGGAAUACAGGUGCAGGACAAGACAGCAUGUCUAAGGAAGACUUAUUAGUGCCAGAAGUGUCGCUGGCACCUGAGGCAGUCUUUGACCCGUGCCGUGAUCUUGUUGCUAGACAAGAAGACGUUGUGACUGAGAGCGAACCUGUAGAUGAUUUCAACGAGGUGUUGUUGGAUCCGGAGAUGGGUCAUUUUGUGUCUGCUAAAGACGGCAGUAUAGUGCAUAGGGGCGAUUCCUCACCUGUUGACUCCGUAAACAAGAAUGCAAAACCACCAGAGGAGAACAUGUUGCCAGAGCAGAAUAUUUUGCCACAGCCAAAAGUAAUGUCGGUCCCUUCUUUGAGCAGUGCUGCAAAAGUGCAAAUCAUAAGUCCUGGACCACCCCCUCAAAGGACUUUGACCCUUCCACAGGCUGUACCACAGCACAGAAUAAUCAAGCUGACCGUUCCUGCUGGCACAUUGCCUCUGUCUUUACCUGUCAACUUUCCAGUUGUUUCCACCUCACCUGCUGUUUCUGGUGCUUCCUCUCAGGUUGUGGGUAAUGGUCUGGAAUCUCCUAAAGAAGUCACAAGGGGCCGAACAAUGGCCAUACGCAUUCCCGCCGCCACAAAAUCAAAUGUUACUGGUGCUUUACCCAGCCCACAAAUUCUGCUAGUCAACAGCUCUGGCCAGGUCUUAAUAAAAGACCCACAGACCAACACUUUCCAGAUGCCUGCUGCAAAUUCACCUUCCUACAGCCACAUCAGCCAGAUUGCUAAGAUUAUCCACAGCAGUAAACUUGUUAAGCAAACUGUACCAAGAGUUAUGGUUACCCCUGUGCCUCAAACAGGCCACAGCCAAACUCAAACUACACAUGUUGUAUCAUAUAGCAAUGGAACAGCACCGUCUACAAAAGUUUUCUUCAGAAGGCUACCUCAAAAUUCGUCAGAAAUUCUAAUGACUAGUGGAAGCAGCGGAAGGACGAACAACCCACCUAUAUCGACCUCACCAGUACUGGCCAGUAUUAACCCAAGAGAUAAGGCACAAGCCAUUAUAGAAAAAGCCAUGGCAAGCCACCGUGAAACGGUAAACCCCGUUUUGCUCAGCCCCUCCCAGAACCUUCCAUAUGCUGGUAAACUCCACUCUCCUGAUGCGGCAUACCAGCCUUCAGAACUGCACAGCCGGCCUCAGCCUGCCAUUCUGUCCCGUUCAAAGUCUCAGGUCAGGAUGAAGAGGGUCUCUUUAUCAUCAGAACGACCCAGUGUUAAAAAAUGCAAGACGGACUUCGCGGAGCAGACUGUUUCUAACUCUCUGGAUGAACUUAACAAAUUCAACAAAGUACGCAUUAAGGCCCCAACUGUUAAGGAUGUGCUGGACUUUGACCGUCCAGAAGUCGAAAAGGUUGAUCAACCAAAGACGAAAGAGGAAGCCAAAGAGUUUAAGAACAAAAGAAUUACUUCACUGGAAAGUGAAUCCACUGAGCCACAAGAACGAGUGAAGGGUAGCCACGACAAAACCCAUGAAUGGGUCAGCUCCAAAAACAGUGACCUCUCUGACUGGACUCCUUGUGCAGACUGGAGUUCAGAUGAGGAUCUUCCAUCACCCUUUAAGCAGGAGGAGGAUGAAUAUGCAAGUCAAACUGAGCCUCAUCUGCUCUUUAAAAUCACCAGUGAUGAUGGCUUCAGUGUGGAGGCAGAAAGCAUAGAGGUGGCGUGGAGGGCGGUGGUAGACGGAGUUCAGGAGGCACGGACAGGCUACAGGCUUGAGCAGUUACCGCUAGGGAGGAUGAGUGGCGGUCGAGUAAUGGGUGUCAUUCAUGAUGCUGUGCUGUUCCUAUUGGAGCAGCUGCAGGGGGCAGCCCAGUGCCACAAACACCGCUUUCGUUUCCACCAACAUGAGAAACCUGAAAAAGAGCUUCCACUUAACCCAAGUGGCUGUGCUCGUGGUGAAGUUUAUGAAAGGAAAUCCACAUUCGACAUGUUUAACUUCCUGGCCUCCCAGCAUCGCCAGCUCCCUGAGAGUAGGCCUUGUGAUGAAGACGAGGAUGAUGUUAAGCUCAAAUCUAGCAGACGUGCAACCAGUACGGAAUUGCCGAUGGCAAUGAGGUUCCGACACCUUGAGAAAACGUCUAAAGAAGCUGUAGGAGUGUACAGGUCUGCUAUUCAUGGGCGUGGACUUUUCUGCAAGAGAAACAUAGAAGCUGGAGAAAUGGUGAUUGAAUAUGCUGGUAAUGUCAUUCGAUCAGUCCUUACUGACAAGCGGGAGAAAUAUUACGACAGCAAGGGCAUUGGCUGCUACAUGUUCCGCAUCGAUGACUUUGAUGUAGUGGACGCAACCAUGCACGGAAACGCAGCACGUUUUAUUAACCACUCAUGUGAACCCAACUGUUACUCGCGAGUCAUUAACGUGGAAGGCCGGAAGCACAUCGUCAUAUUCGCUCUGAGGAAGAUCUACCGUGGGGAGGAGCUCACCUACGACUACAAAUUCCCCAUUGAAGAUGCCAGCAACAAGCUGCACUGUAACUGUUCAGCCAGGCGGUGCAGACGCUUUUUGAACUAAGAUUACUGCUUUUCCUUGCCUUUUAAACGGGGUCACCCUUUUAAGAAGUGUUGAAAAUUGAUUGGUGGUUCUCAGGGGCAAAAUAGAAAGUGGAAAGUGGAUGUAGGAAACAUUUGACCUUAAUUGAACAACCAUUUUCAUAUGAAAUCUGAACCUGAAGGACCAGAACAUGACAGACAGCUACAUAACAUUGUUUUUUAUCUGUUAUGUCCUGCUUAAUCUUUCUUGGUUGGCAGCUUUGAAAAUCGUUCUGCUUUUUAGCUUGUGUAAUGCUUAAUUGUUUUCUUAAUGGCUGCUCACAGCCAUGGUGCAGUAACUUCGGCUCACAAGGGCUGCUGAGCGUAAACCCAAUAGUUUGUUUUAAGGGUGUUUUUGCAGUUUUGCUACUGAUUUCUGAAGAGUUCUGUAGAGUCCUGAACUUGCACCUUAUCAACUCUGUAAGAGUUGGAUUGUUAUACCCUGUUUGUGGGACUUUCAGUGAAUUUUGUGAACAGAUGCUUCAGUGAACAUUUUAAAUUCAGGUGCUAAUAAAAGCACCAGACUUUUUUUUUUUGUUUCUGCUGCUUUUAUAUUUUCCACCUAGCUUUGUUUCAUUUUUGAGCACCAUGCAGUCAAUUUGUGUGAGGUUGAUGGCCUAGCCUACUUAAGUGUGGAUUUCCUACAUCUUCCCGCGUUUGGGUACUUGAUUAUUUACCCCUGCUUUUGUGCAGAUGAGGUUCUGUGUUUAUGAAGGGGAGGUCUGCUCUGCGUAGUUAAUUUGUGUGUGUUUUUUUCUUUUAAUAUACCUGUUUUUAUACUUUCUCAACCCUCUAUUUCUUAAGUUACAUAGAUUGCAUAAGCUAUCAGUUCUCUUAGCUGUUCAUAUUGUGUAAAUCCUAAUCCUAAUUUUUCACAUUUUUAAAACAUAGCUUGACAUGUAGAUAUGACUAAAGCAUCACCUGAAGAAAUAAUCGUGCUGUUAUAUAUUAUAUAGCCAAGUGUUGUUGUUUUUUUUCCUCCCCCUUUUACCCUGUCUCUUCCACAGCCAGUCAUACCAGGGACAUUUUCCAGAUCUUCUACCUCAGUGGCUCAUGCCCCUUAAUAGUGAAAUAUGAACAGUAUCGCAGAAUUUGCUGCAGUUCUACACUAGCAUAGAAUUUUCGCAAUAUGACUGCAGAAUAUUAUUAUUGUUAUUAUAAUUGUUGUUGUUGUUCUUAUUAUUUUUUCUUCCUUUCAGCAUCAGACCCUCCCUUGUGCAUUUGUACAGAAUGUUUUGUUUAUGCAACAUGAAGAGUAAGGAUUGAGUCCCUAAUUUAGCAUGAGGAACUUGUCCAUGUUAUUUAGCAUAGUGCAAGUCUUUGUACAUUAUUGUAUAAAAAUGUUGAGAUCUGUUAAAUUUUUCUACGCACUUUUUUUAUUUAUGAUGUUCUAAAUGUAAUAAAGAUCCUACAAUUUUUCAACAAAAUAUA